GGCGCUCCCGACUGCCUCAACUGGAAUUACGAUUUUCGCGAUGGAAAACUUCAAUUCGAGUUGGUGAACGUGCGUCGAGCCGACUUUCGUUCCUUUUACGAAAACGACGGCCGUCGCUUCAGCACGCUGCCACCACGUCCUCCGUCCGUUCGUCGGUUUUUCCCACAUUUUAUUAAUAAUAAGUUGCCGUAUUGUCGGUUUCACGAAUGUUUUUGGUGAACACGCGCCUAAAAUUAGCACGUUGCCUGUGAUGUUUUAAAUCAUUUAUCGUUAAAAUGUUGAUUUAUAACUUUUACUUGUGACCAAACAUUUACCCUGUCAAUUAGCGAGUUUUGUGUGAAUUGUGUAGUGGUCGUCGUUCAUUGCCACCAUGCCGCUCUUCAAAAGGAAGACCGAAAGGACUAAAUCACUUUCGAGGAAGGAUAUAUCUUUGGCACGUCUUGAGAACUUCAGGAAGGAGGUCAUAACUGAUCAUCAUACUGUUCCUCUAAAUGACCUGUGUAGAAGACUUCAAACGGACCGUGAAAAUGGUCUGACGCCAAAACAAGCCGCCGACAUUUUAGUUAAGACUGGACCAAAUACGUUAACUCCUUCUCAUAAAACACCUGAAUACAUUAAAUUCAUCAGGACAUUAACUCACGGUUUCUCGUUGCUGUUAUGGAUAGGUGCAUUUUUGUGUUUCGCCGCGUGCAUAAUAAUGAAACUAACACUGAACGAAACAGACACGGACAACCUGAUCCUAGGUUGCGUUCUGGUCACCGUAGUCGUAGUUACCGGAUGUUUUAUGUACUUCCAAGAGCACAAAAGCCAAAAAAUCAUGGAAUCCUUCGAAAAUAUGGUGCCGCCAAAAGCAACAGUGAUACGCGGUGGGGAGACCAUGACAAUUGUGUCCAAGGAAUUAGUUGUGGGCGACUUGGUGGAUAUGAAAUUCGGAGAUCGGAUUCCAGCUGAUAUUAGAAUUAUUCAAAGCAAUGGCUUUAAAGUUGAUAACUCUGCCUUAACUGGUGAAUCGGAGCCUCAAUAUCGCAGCAAUGAAUGCACCAGCGAUGACCUAUUGGAAACUAAAAACUUCGCUUUUUUCUCAACCAACGCAGUUGAAGGCACCGCAAAAGGAAUUGUUGUUGCUACCGGUGAUCAGACAGUAAUGGGAAGGAUUGCUGGUUUAACAGCCAGGUUGCAGCCUAACAAAACACCGAUUGCCAAAGAGUUGGAACAUUUCAUGAAGAUCAUUAGUGUCUGGGCAUGUUUCCUUGGUUUCGUGUUUGGGGCAACUGCUAUGGCAUUAAACUACUCCUGGAUCGAAUCCUGUCUGUUUUUGAUUGGUAUCAUUGUUGCCAACGUACCUGAAGGUUUACUCGCGACUGUAACUGUUUGCCUUUCUGUUACUGCCAAAAGAAUGGCAGCUAAAAAUUGCCUGGUUAAAAACUUGGAGGCAGUAGAAACGCUUGGUUCAACUUCAGUCAUAUGUUCAGAUAAAACAGGAACUCUAACACAAAACAAGAUGACAGUCUGCCACUUCUGGUACGACGGUAACAUCAAGGACGCCGACUCGACAGUUCAACAAGAGGGUGCAAAAAAUUACAGCCAUUCUGAAGUUUUCAAGACAUUGAUGAGAUGCGCCACCUUGUGCAAUCGCGCUGAGUUCAUCCACGGCCAAGAAAACACUCCAAUCCAAUCCAGACAAGUAAGAGGAGACGCAUCAGAAGAAGCCAUCUUAAAAUUCGUCGAAGUCACCCACAUACACGGAUCACCAACUGAAUUCAGACAAAAAAAUCCUAAAUUGCUUGAAAUUCCCUUCAGCUCCACGACCAAAUAUCAAAUCAGUAUUCACAGUUUGCAAGAAGGUGGAUUCAUCGUUGCGAUGAAAGGAGCCCCGGAAAGAAUUUUGGCGAGAUGCACCCACAUAUGUACAAAAGACGGGACCAAAGAAAUGACCGAUGAAAUCAGAAUGGUGUGCGACAAAGCUUGCACCGAUCUGGCGGAAAAGGGCGAAAGGGUGCUUGGUUUCUGCGAUUUGGUUCUUGAUCCUGCUGCGUAUCCCAAAGAUUACAAAUUUUGCGCCGAACCCCCAAAUUUCCCGAGGAAGGAUCUCCGUUUUGUGGGUUUUAUGUCGUUGAUUGAUCCGCCUAGACCUCAAGUGCCUGACGCCGUACAUAGGUGUCGUUCAGCUGGUAUUAGGGUUGUAAUGGUUACUGGUGAUCAUCCUAUUACUGCCAAGGCUAUAGCUCGACAAGUGGGUAUAAUCAAGUCUCCGGAAGUUAUAGAUGCAUUUAAUAUAAAUAUUAUUGAAACACUGCCACCAGAUUUAAAGAACAAGGCGAUUGUCAUUCAUGGCUCAGCCUUAAGAGACAUGACCAAUCAAGAACUGGAUCAAAUAAUAGCUCGUUUCAGGGAAAUUGUUUUUGCCAGAACGUCCCCCACACAAAAACUUCAUAUUGUUGAGAGCUGUCAACGAGUAGGAUUCAUAGUUGCGGUUACUGGUGACGGAGUCAACGACGCUCCAGCCUUGAAAAAAGCCGACAUUGGUAUUGCCAUGGGUAUUUCUGGCUCAGAGGUAUCACAACAAUCAGCUGAUAUGAUACUUCUUGAUGAUAACUUUGCCAGUAUUAUAACAGGUGUUGAAGAAGGCCGCAGAAUUUUUGACAAUUUGAAAAAAUCAAUUGCCUAUACUUUAGCCUCCAAUGUUCCAGAAAUAUUACCGUUUUUGGCAUUUGUACUUAUAAGCAUUCCAUUACCUUUAGGUGUUAUGGCUAUUUUAUGUAUUGAUCUUCUAACUGAUAUGAUGCCUGCCAUCAGUUUAGCAUACGAAAAAGCGGAGAGUGAUAUUAUGCUAAGACCUCCAAGAAACCCCAAAAAAGACAAAUUGGUUACUAGAAAACUGUACUUUUUGGCAUACGGUCAUAUAGGAAUGAUUGAAGCCCUCUGUGGCUUCUUCAUCUACUUUGCCAUAAUGGCCGAAAAUGGUUUCUUGCCUUCAAAACUAAUUGGUCUUCGUGAGCAAUGGGAUUCUGAACACAUAAACGAUUUAAUGGACUCUUAUGGACAAGAAUGGUCAUAUGAACACAGAAAAGAAUUAGAAUAUACUUGUUAUACAGCGUUUAUGAUCUCCGUCGUUGUCACUCAAUGGGCCGAUUUAAUUAUUUGCAAAACAAGAUUCAAUUCAAUACUGAAGCAAGGUAUGGGAAAUAUGGUACUUAAUGCCAGUUUAGUUACCGAAACUAUUGUGGCAUGUAUGUUGUCAUAUUUGCCUAAAAUGUAUUAUUUGAAAUUUUAUCCUGUUAAAUUUGUGUGGUGGUGUUAUUCACUUCCGUUUGCAAUUUUCAUCAUUAUAUUUGAUGAGUUCAGGAAGUGGUGCAUAAGGAAAAACGAGACAGGAUUUUACAGAAAGGAAACAUAUUAUUAAUAAAUAAAUUACUUAAUAUUUCAUAUCAUAGCCUUAAUGUUAUUAAAACGUACGGUUAGUUGUUAUGUUGAGAUGCUUGUGUCCAGCAACGGAGACCCAGUUAUUGAGUGUGUUUUAAAUAAUGUUUCAAUAUGCACAAUAAAAUGUUAUAUUCUAUUAAUAAGCUCAAUAGCUUCUUAUUGUUUUGAAUCUUGUCAGUAUUUAUGUUUUCGUUUAUUUGAUUAAAUUUUAAUCGAUAUUUUUCCAUAAUUUUUUUUUGUUUCAAAAAUUUAGGAAAUGUUUUACUUCUGAAAAUAUGCAGAUGCACUGCACUUUAUAUUUAUUGUUAGUUACAAUAGUAUAAUAUUGUUGAAGCUUACUUUACAAGUCAGAAUAGUAAUGAUUUUUUUACUUUUGAUCAUCUAGAAGUGUGUGUAAUAAGUAGAUGUCUAGAUGUAAAAUAGAUAUAGAAAAUUUCCAUUAAUAAUAAAGAAGUAUUUAUUUA
Molecule: messenger RNA, 3887 nt
Organism: Aethina tumida (small hive beetle)
Lineage: Eukaryota; Metazoa; Arthropoda; Insecta; Coleoptera; Nitidulidae
Product: sodium/potassium-transporting ATPase subunit alpha
Exons: 14
Coding region: 371-3403 (1010 amino acids)
Biological process (GO): intracellular sodium ion homeostasis; proton transmembrane transport; potassium ion import across plasma membrane
Cellular component (GO): membrane
Molecular function (GO): ATP binding; ATP hydrolysis activity; P-type sodium:potassium-exchanging transporter activity
Source: RefSeq, a predicted model, not a curated record